This is a messenger RNA of Exaiptasia diaphana, 3341 nucleotides long. Its product is annotated as membrane metallo-endopeptidase-like 1. Lineage: Eukaryota; Metazoa; Cnidaria; Anthozoa; Actiniaria; Aiptasiidae. Gene Ontology annotation, biological process: protein processing. The transcript is spliced from 13 exons. Gene Ontology annotation, cellular component: plasma membrane. The record is from RefSeq and is a predicted model, not a curated record. Gene Ontology annotation, molecular function: metalloendopeptidase activity. Bases 782 to 2359 code for a protein of 525 amino acids.
GUCUUUGGUUUCAUGGGUAGGUGGACGUGCAGCCUUACUUUUCCCUGGUUGUGGACCUUGAUUUUGCAUAGUAAAAGCACUUUACCCUCGUGACGUCUAUAAUGUUAUCAUGAAUUAUGAAUGAGUUUGAGUUAAGUUACUGAAGCCUCAACAACGCUCUACGUGGCUGGCAAGUUAACGCAGAAKAUUCUAGGUCAGACGUCGUUCUUCAUUGCGUCUUGAUUAAAAGUCGAAACKUUAUCAACACCCUGACCUCUACUUAGUUCGGCAGAUAGCAAAAGAUAUCCUGAAGUUGAUUCAAGUGCGAUAAUGAAGAGUACUUCAAAAGGCGAGGAGAAGUUUCUCGAAACAUCCUAAAAUGAGCUUCAAUUGGUUGGCAUUCCUUAGUGGGGAGCUUGGCAACUAUAAUUAGGUUUCUGUGGAGCUGACAGGGUGAGGUUUCUAUCUCUCACCUGAUGCUUGACAAAUUAACCGAAACAUCACAAUUAUAAGCAAGGUUAACAGUAACUAUUUAAAGAUUGCGUUUCAAAGUCAAGCACGGAACUGUCACGGAAAGGCAGGAGGGCCGGUGUCGAGCGAUGAGAAGGAUAAUGAAGAGAAGAAAGAGGGGCCUUCUGGGACACCAGUUGAAACGAAGAUUGUUGUGAAUGGCAUUGGGAAUUGUUUGGUUGACUAUCCAAACAAACCAACGCGUAAUGCUGAAAGUGUUGACUUAAGUGAAUUGAAUAAAGACAAGUGUCAGACAAUCGUUGUGCACAGUGAGAAGUCCGGACGCACCAAAAUGGAGCUCCACAAUUCCACUAGUACACAGAGUCUUGGCGUCAACUCGACCACCGGCCAAUCUAUCGUUUUCAGCAAGAGUAGCAAGCGACUUCUGAUAUGCGUUACGCUUGCGUGUGUCCUCUUAAUAGCAGCAUGUGUGAUAUUAUCUGUAUUGUACGUGGAGCAAGUUACGAAGACUCAAAAAUUGGACGCCCACAACAAACAKAAUAGCAGCUCCACUUCCAGUCAGAAUGUGUGUUUCUCUGCUGAUUGCCUUGAAAUCGCGGCCGAGUUUACUAAGAACAUUAACCGAUCGGUGGAUCCUUGUGACGAUUACUACAGAUACGCAUGCGGUGGAUGGAUAAAAGACAACCCAAUUCCCCCCUCCGAGAACCAACACGCUACUUAUCUAAAGGCAACCAAACUAACUAGUGUACAACUGCGAGGUCUGCUAGAUGAAGCUACUAAUUUAAAACCUGGUCCCUUGAAGAAGGCAAGAGACUAUUACAAAGCAUGUAUGGAUGAGAGGGAAGCUGAUCGAACUGCUACUGACCAGAUUAUAUUAUUGCUUCGCGAAUUGGGCUCUUGGGCAUUAGAUAACGAAACAUGGAAUGAAACGAAAUGGGAAUGGAAAGAAGCGCUGCUGAAGAUCCAGAAGGUUUUCUCUGUCCAAAAGUCGCCACUUUUUGGACUCGAAGUCGUUGAAGACCCUACGAAUUCAUCUAGAUAUCUUCUCAAGGUAUUUGUUUGUACAGUGAUGUUUGUUUAUUUUGUGAGUCACUGUUACUGCAUUUCGCAACAUUACAAGAAAACACAAACUGGGCUUGAAGUGAGCGACAGGUAUUAUCUUCUGAACGAAGUUAACGUCUCGAGAUGGUAUACCAAAAAGAUGCUCUCUAAGCUCCGUAAUCCUAUUGACAGAGACUCUUGGUACAGUGGUCCUCAGAUGGUAAAUGCUUUCUAUCUUAGGGAAAGAAAUGAAAUCAACAUCAUGGCUGGGAUUUUACAGCCACCAUUUUUCUAUGGCAAAGAUGCACCUAGGGUUGUGAAUUACGGAGCCAUUGGAAUGGUUUUAGCGCAUGAAUUGACGCAUGGCUUUGAUAGUGCUGGUCGCCGUUUUAACAAAUAUGGAGAAAUAACGACUGACUUAGGCUGGACGAACAACUCAAUGGAUCAGUUUAAAGCAAGGGCGCAAUGCAUUGUGGACCAGUACAACAAAUUUGAGUUAAAAAUCGGCAAAGAAACCAAAAACGUAGAUGGAAAACAAACACUAGAUGAAAACAUUGCUGACAAUGGUGGAUUUAAGAUUGCAUUAAGGGCGUAUAAGAAUUGGAUCAACGAACAUGGCCCUGAGAAGAUGGUUCCUGGACUUAAGAAAACCAAUGAGCAGAUGUUUUUUCUCAGCUUCGCGCAAAUGUGGUGUAGUAGUUACACUCCUGCUGCAACACUCGUUCGAGCAAGUGUUGAUACACACGCCAUGCCAAGAUACAGGGUCCUAGGAGUGCUAAUGAACAGCGAGGCAUUUGCCAAGGCGUAUAAUUGUCCAGUUGGUAGCAAAAUGAACCCUGAGCCCAGCAGUAGGUGUAGAGUAUGGUAGAUAUAAGCCAUACUGGUAAUGCACUGUUAACUAAAGAAAAAAACACAAUUUCCAUUCGUCUUUAUUACAUUGUACAUAUCGUAUAUUAUUAUUAUUCCAAAAGUUGAAUUUCGAAAUUAGUCGUGUAUACCCGAAUUGUAAACCAUGCUUAGGUAUAUAGCAAUUAUUGCUGUAAAUAAUAAGGAUUGCUUUUUUUCGCAAUUAUGUUUUCAUUUCAUACUUAAUGUUGAAUUUGGCAAAUACACGUAUUACUUUUUAUUUACGAUAAAAACUGUUUAGUUCUAUUUAGUUCUUAUUAUUUCACUAACCGAUGUAUCAACCAAUUUCUUCUCGUUAUGUUAUGUUCAAUAAUUCUCAUCAGGUAAUUUGCACUAUUGCAUUAUGACGUCACAUCGAAACAUUCUGUUGUUUCAACGCUAAGGAUUAUGGUCGCCAGAAUGGAUCAGAGUGACUCCAUAUCAAAUAAAUUGUCAAGCAUGGUUUUCAUUCAUAACAAUACUUAAAAACACAUGAACAUUGCAGGUCUACUUUCUUAAUAAAAAUGGGCCCAAAUUUCCACUGUUUUUGAGCAUCUUUCCAUGAUGUAAWCAACAAACUGUGACGUCAUAAUGAAAUAGAGCAAUUCUCUUCUUUCUACAGCUGGCUAUAUAUUUUUUUAUAUUGUUUGCUUUUCUUCCCAUAUUUCUUUUUCUUUUUGGCUUUCGCUUUCUUAAUCUCACUUCUCAGUUCACUUCUACUUUUUUUGCUAUUCUUUUCGCUAUGUUUCGACUAAGUGAAAAUGGAUUUUAAUGCUUUAAUCGAAUAACCAUAAUUCGUUGUACUAUUAUUAUUAUUAUAUUCAUUGAUGUAGUUCAGAGUUAGCCUCUGGUACUCCAUUAAGUACCGAAUGCUUCUAUAGUACUACUGCUUUCAUGAUGAAUAUAUGACAAUUAUUCAUAGGAACAUAAUUAUAUGUCAAAAUAUUAAAAACACUAAAAAUGUU